AUGCUUACUGUUUCUGUUCGCCAUCACCUCUCUGAAAAGAUCAAGUUGGUCCUUGCAAUGUUGAACCAAAUUAAAGGUGUUUCGGAAGGUGAUGCUCUUCUGAAACAAGAGGGAUACAAAUCAAAAGAAAAACCUCAACCUCAGGUUAAGAAACCCACUGAAGAACAACAACCGAAAAUUGAUAUGAAGGUUUAUGCUGUUUUUCCAACUAAAGAUGACUUCACCCUUGCUGGAAAGCAUGGCAGUCGCAUUGCAGAUGACUUCACCCUUGUUGAUCUGCCAAGCAUGAAUCUGAAUGAUUGGAUUUCCUUGUUUCUGAUUUUUUUUCGAAAGAUGAAUAGAAGCAUUAACCAAUUGUUUCUCAUCUGA
Molecule: messenger RNA, 369 nt
Organism: Lactuca saligna
Lineage: Eukaryota; Viridiplantae; Streptophyta; Magnoliopsida; Asterales; Asteraceae
Source: the annotation of a GenBank genome assembly